This is a messenger RNA of Mytilus trossulus (common blue mussel), 4095 nucleotides long. Its product is annotated as filaggrin-like. The record is from RefSeq and is a predicted model, not a curated record. The transcript has 6 exons. Lineage: Eukaryota; Metazoa; Mollusca; Bivalvia; Mytilida; Mytilidae. The coding region runs from base 537 to 2504 and encodes 655 amino acids.
AUGUCGCUUUAUGUAAUUAUUUACCUGUGACCGCCAGGUGUGUCAAUGGCGGAGGUGAUCUCAUUCAUGACCGUUUCCGAUGUUUGAAAAUUGUUUAUAUAAUUUCAGUUCUGUGAUUUAAUUUGUUUGUUAGUUAAGACAGCUGUUACUGAUUUAUGAUAUUAUUUUGAUUCGGACUUCUUAUUCAGAAUACCUGUUGGUAAAUCAAAGGAGCAUACUUAGAGAAAUUCAAAAAAAAACAUAUCAACUUCCGUAUUUUUCAAAUCAAAACCAUGACAUGAUGUGUAACUUUUCACCGGGAUUUUAAUACUUGGCGGAACAACGAAUUUAUUUUAUAUUAGGAAUUAACGUUUUAUAUAAUGGAAAUAUACGAGUUUUUUGUUGUUUUAUUUUAUGACCAUUUGUGAGUGAUUUUGUGAUCUGUGGAAUGACACACGUAACUCAUUGUUUACCUCUCGCUGUGUGAACUAUAUUGAAUUAACCGUUAUUACCUGAGGAUUACCUUAACAAAGGUCACUAAUUAAUAUCAAACUAUAAUGAAGACAAUGUGUAACACUUAUUUAUACCUGUUGUAUUUAUUUAUAUCAUCGGUUACCUGUUAUGAUGUAACAAACAGUAUAGAUUUUGAAGGGAAUGGUUGUAAUACCCAGUUAAUGGUAGGAGAUAAUACUAUUGCUGAAGUUAUUGCCACACCACAAGCUGGUGUCUUACCCGAUUCAUCAAAAUGUGAAGCAAAAUUUCAAGCCAUACCAGCUGAUAGAAAACUAAAGAUAUACAUGAAGGAUUUUUUCAUGGGCCCAGGAGCUUGUGGACAUAAACUAAAGAUAUAUGAUGGUGUCGAAUUCGUCAGUCAAGACCCAAAGUGGGAGUUUAGUUGUAACACAGAAAUUCAAGAUGUAUACACUUCAUCAACAAAUCAGGUCAUCAUAGCAUUUACCAAGCCAUCAGUAGAUACGUCUCAACUUUACAGAUUCAAAAUCCAUCUGACUACAGACAGAGAGGAACCACACUUAUUCUUUGAAGCUUUAAAUAAACCAGACAUAGCCUUAAAUUUACCAGACAUCAUCCUACAACACAGGAAGCGCCGAGAAACUGUCAAUCAACCCAGCUAUACUGCCCCGUUAGGAAGUGCCGGAGAUGCCGGGGAUGGAGGGAUAACCUCGGGUGCUAUAGCUGGGAUAGCCGUCGGCGCUGUUGUAGGUGUGGUAAUUAUAAUAGCUAUAUGUAUAUACCUUCUAUGGAAGUUUAUGCGACAAGCUGAGGAGAAAAAACGAUAUGUUGCCGAGCCACCGCCUGCUAUAUCUGUUAUAUCUGCUCCGCCUUUAUCGAAUUGCGGCAUUGCUCCAGGGAGUAGUAGAAGAUCUUUUCGUUCACAGUCACAUGUUGCCUUUUCUACAGUUUCUAAGAAAAGUGACCCGGGUGAUAGCAUUUCAAAAUCUCGAUCACAAAAAAGUUUUGACAAUCAUGGAUUUUCACAAGAUGGGACAAGCGUUUCAUCCAGUCUCACUCGUACUGAAAAUUCAAAAGAUAAUGAAGGUGCCGGUAACACAAAUUACAAAAGCGAAUACAAAGAAGAUCUGAAGAUGAAUCAUAACCUUAGAAGAAGCACUGGAAAAGAUAAGAAGGAAGAAAAGAUAAACUAUCCGGACGUUGUUGAUUCGGCUAGAAAAAGUGAAAAAAAUAGACCAACUAAAAACUAUGACGAGGACGAUUUUAGAAAUACAAAAAGUCGUAGUGAUUCGGUAAGAAGAUCCGAAAAAGAAAAAUCGAGACACAGAAGUGAUUCAAUGAAGAGAGGUGACUUUAGGGAACGGUCUGAAUCGGCAGGGAGAGAUAAAGAACGAGGUAUUUCUAGACUACACAAACAUCGAAACGAUAACGACUAUAGUUCGGAUGAAAGAGACCGUGAAAGAUAUAAUGAACGCGAUCAAAGACCACAAAAGCAUGAGAGAAAUCAAACUGAUAGACACCAAAAGUAUCGCCAGAGUGACAAACAUAAAACAGAAAGUGUUAACACUGAUGACAGUGGUACUACUUAUAUUUCAUCUGUGUCAGAUCGUUAUCACGAAAGAAACAAUCGACGAACUGAUAAACAGGAAAAUCGUCGAUACCCAAACGAUCGAAAAUAUCGCGAUGAUCGACAAAACGAACAUCGACAUUGUGACGAACGAUAUGAUGAUCGUAGAUACGGUGAUGACCGUAAUUAUCGGGAUCGAUACUCAGAAAAAUCAUCUAGUCAAAGACAAGGUCGUUCAGAUAUGCAAAGCAGAAAAAAUCAUGACCUUGAAGAACGGGAGUUUGAGAGAAGACGUUCUCGGCGCGAGGAAUCUGGUAGGCAGCGAAGUCAUUCUUCAUCUCAUCAGGGAAAAUAUUCUGAUCAUGAUAGAUACAGGGAUAGAGACCAGAGAAGUCAUUUUGAAGACGAACGGAACUCGGGGUUAAGACGACGAGAAAGUUCAAGGUCACAAAGUGGUCGACAUAGGAGUAGAUCAUCAUAUAGAUAGUCUCAUUUUAUUUAGGUCUUGACUUUUUUAAUAUAUUUGAUUUUUUGUCGAGCCUGCGACAUUUGUCGCAGAAAGCUCGAUAUAGGGAUAGUGAUCCGGCAGCGGCGGCGGUGUUAGCUCACUUCUUAAUAGCUUUAUAUUUUAGAAGCGGGAGACCUGGAUGAUUCAUACUUUGUAUAUGGAUGCCUCAUGUUACGAAGUUUCCGUCAGUCACAUGUCCAAUGUCCUUGACCUCAUAUUCAUGGUUCAUUGAUAACUUGAAAAAAAGUUAAGAUUUUUUGUAAUGUUAAAUUCUCUCUUAUUAUAAGUAAUAGGAUAACUAUAUUUGGUAUGUGCAUACCAUGCAAUGCCCUCUUGCCCGUCAGACAGUUUUCACUUGACCUCGACCUCAUUUCAUGGAUCAGUGAACAAGGUUAAGUUUUGGUGGUCAAGUCCAUAUCUCAGAUACUAUAAGCAAUAGGUCUAGUAUAUUCGGUGUAUGGAAGCACUGUAAGGUGUACAUGUCCAACUUGCAGGUGUCAUCUGACCUUGACCUUAUUUUCAUGGUUCAGUGGUUAUAGUUAAGUUUUUGUGUUUUGGUCCGUUUUUCUUAUACUGUUUGCAAUGGGUCUUCUAUAUUUUGUGUAUGGAAUGGUUGUAAGGUGUACAGGUCUACCUGGCAGGUGUCAUAUGACCUUGACCUCAUUUUCAUGGUUCAGUGGUCAAAGUUAAGUUUUUGAGUUUUGGCCUUUUUUUCUAAUACUAUAUGCAAUAGGUCAACUGUAUUUGGUGUAUGGAAAUAUUUCAUGAUCUACAUGUCAGUCGCGCAGGUUUCAUUUGACCUUGACCUAAUUUUUUACGGUUUAUUGCUCAGUGUUAAGCUUUUGUGUUUUGGUCUGUUUUUCUUAAACUAUAAGCAAUAAGUCAAUUUUAUUUGUUAUGUAUGGAAGAAUUGAUAGCUGUACAUGCCUACCUGGCAUGGUUAAUCUGAUCUUGACCUCAUUUUCAUGGUUCAAAGGUCAAUGUUUAGUUUUCUUGGUUUAUGUUAAGUUUAUGUGACAGUUGUAAUAAAGCUUUAUUAUUUGGACUAUCAACAUAAUAUCAAUGAUUAGUAAAGAAGGCGAGAUAUUUCAGUGUGUGCACUCUUGUUUACAACCAAUCAAAUUCCAGCAAUACAACUUUUUAAAUUUCAUUACAUUUUAUCUGCCUCUCAAUAAAGGUUUGUCAGAUUCUUCUUUACCACUUUAAUGGGAAGUAAUUCUUUUCUCUAUAUAAUGUAGGUUUAUUUUAUAUACAUAUAUAUUCGAGAUGAAAUGAUUCACUUCGAGUUCGUAAAAUAUGACACAUAUAAGUACGAGUAAAAUUUCUUGACUUCCCUUUAUAAUGAUAUUUCUGAAAUUAUAUUUUCUUCCUCGAUUUAUUGCCUGUUUAAGUACUCAAAUGUGUUCCAAUAUCGUUUGGUUCAACUUUAAAAGAUGAAUAGCAACACAUCGUAAAGUUUAAAGUUUAGACAAAGGUUGUUAUUUAUAAAUAGUAAAACUAUUUUAAUAUGUACAUACAUCAUAAAUCAUCAUUGUGCUUUUUGUAUAUCCAAUGUAAAAAUAAUAUUGUU